Messenger RNA from Ficedula albicollis (Collared flycatcher), 2893 nucleotides. It is a transcript of the gene PYGL, whose product is annotated as phosphorylase, glycogen, liver. NCBI's taxonomy places the organism in Eukaryota, Metazoa, Chordata, Aves, Passeriformes, Muscicapidae. Gene Ontology annotation, biological process: glycogen catabolic process. Gene Ontology annotation, cellular component: cytoplasm. Bases 140 to 2707 code for a protein of 855 amino acids. The record is from RefSeq and is a predicted model, not a curated record. Gene Ontology annotation, molecular function: glycogen phosphorylase activity; pyridoxal phosphate binding. The transcript is spliced from 21 exons.
AGGAAGCGGAGGCAGGGCAAGGUCCUGCGGGCAGGGCAGGGCAGGGCGCUGCGGGAAGCUGCGCAGCCCGGAGCCCGGGGAAAGAGAUCCCACGCCAUUUCCAGAGGGACCGCGGGCAGGCAGAGAACACCCCGCCGCGAUGUCGCGGCCGCUGUCGGACCAGGAGCGGCGGAAGCAGAUCAGCAUCCGCGGCAUCGUGGGCGCGGAGAGCGUGGCCGAGCUGAAGCGGGGCUUCAACCGGCACCUGCACUUCACCCUGGUCAAGGACCGCAAUGUGGCCACCCCACGCGAUUACUACUUCGCCCUGGCCCACACCGUGCGGGAUCACCUGGUGGGGCGCUGGAUCCGCACCCAGCAGUACUACUACGAGAAGGAUCCCAAGAGGAUUUAUUACCUCUCCCUGGAAUUCUACAUGGGGAGGACGCUGCAGAACACCAUGAUUAACCUGGGGCUGCAGAAUGCCUGUGACGAGGCUGUCUACCAGCUUGGGCUGGACAUGGAAGAGCUGGAGGAAAUCGAGGAGGAUGCUGGGCUGGGCAAUGGGGGUCUGGGCAGGCUGGCAGCCUGCUUCCUGGACUCCAUGGCCACGCUGGGGCUGGCAGCCUAUGGCUACGGCAUCCGCUACGAGUACGGCAUCUUCAACCAGAAAAUCCGGGAUGGCUGGCAGGUGGAAGAAGCUGAUGACUGGCUCAGGCACGGCAAUCCCUGGGAGAAGGCCCGUCCUGAGUACAUGCUGCCCGUGCACUUCUACGGCCGGGUGGAGCACUCUGCCUCUGGUGCCAAGUGGAUUGACACCCAGGUGGUGCUGGCGCUGCCCUACGACACCCCCGUGCCCGGCUACAUGAACAACACCGUGAACACCAUGCGCCUGUGGUCAGCCCGCGCUCCCAACGACUUCAACCUGCGCGACUUCAACGUCGGGGAUUACAUCCAAGCCGUGCUGGACAGGAACCUGGCAGAGAACAUCUCCCGGGUGCUCUACCCCAACGACAACUUCUUCGAAGGCAAGGAGCUGAGGCUGAAGCAGGAGUACUUUGUCGUGGCUGCCACCCUGCAGGACAUCAUCCGCCGCUUCAAAGCAUCCAAGUUCGGGAGCACGGACAGCGUCCGGACCGUGUUUGAUUCCUUCCCGGACCAGGUUGCCAUCCAGCUGAACGACACACACCCCGCCAUGGCCAUCCCUGAGCUGAUGAGGAUUUUCGUGGACAUUGAGAAGCUGCCAUGGGAUGAGGCGUGGGACAUCACCAAAAGGACCUUUGCCUACACCAACCACACGGUGCUUCCCGAGGCCCUGGAGCGCUGGCCCGUGGACCUGGUGGAGAAGCUGCUCCCCAGGCACCUGCAGAUCAUCUAUGAGAUCAACCAGAGACACCUGGAUCACAUCGCGUCCCUGUUCCCCAACGACGUGGAGCGGCUGCGCAGGAUGUCCCUGAUCGAGGAGGGGGACACCAAGAGGAUCAACAUGGCGCAUCUCUGCAUCGUGGGCUCGCACGCCGUCAACGGCGUGGCCAAGAUCCACUCCGAGAUCGUCAAGACUCAAGUGUUCGAGGAUUUUGCGGAGCUGGAGCCGGAGAAGUUCCAGAACAAGACCAACGGGAUCACGCCGCGGCGCUGGCUGCUGCUCUGCAACCCGGGGCUGGCCGAGCUCAUCGCUGAGAAAAUUGGGGAAGACUACGUGCGGGACCUGAGCCAGCUGACCAAGCUGCACAAGUUUGUGGACGACGACCUCUUCAUCCGGGAGGUGGCCAAAGUGAAGCAGGAGAACAAGGUGAAGUUUGCACUGUACCUGGAGAAGGAGUACAAGGUGAAGAUCAACCCUUCCUCCAUGUUCGACGUGCACGUCAAGAGGAUCCACGAGUACAAGCGGCAGCUGAUGAACUGCCUGCACAUCAUCACCAUGUACAACCGAAUCAGAAGGGAUCCUGCAAAGCUGUUUGUGCCGAGGACGGUGAUCAUUGGAGGCAAGGCUGCCCCAGGAUACCACAUGGCUAAAAUGAUCAUCAAGCUCAUUAACGCCGUGGCUCAGGUGGUGAACAACGACCCCAUGGUGGGCAGCAAGCUGAAGGUCAUCUUCCUGGAGAACUACAGGGUGUCCCUGGCAGAGAAAGUGAUCCCUGCCACCGACCUGUCGGAGCAGAUCUCCACAGCGGGCACCGAGGCCUCGGGCACGGGCAACAUGAAAUUCAUGCUGAACGGGGCUCUGACCAUCGGCACCAUGGAUGGAGCCAACGUGGAGAUGGCCGAGGAGGCUGGAGAGGAAAACCUGUUCAUCUUUGGCAUGAGGGUGGAGGAUGUCACAGAGCUGGACAAGAAAGGGUACAACGCCCAGCUCUACUACGACCGGCUCCCCGAGCUGAAACAGGCUGUGGACCAGAUUAAAAGUGGCUUCUUCUCCCCAAAAGACCCCAACCUCUUCAACGACGUGGUCAACAUGCUCUUCCACCAUGACAGGUUUAAAGUCUUUGCAGACUACGAGGAUUAUGUCAAGUGCCAGGAGAAGGUCAGCGAGCUGUACCUGAACUCCAAAGCCUGGACCAAGAUGGUGAUCAGGAACAUCGCGGCGGCCGGCAAGUUCUCCAGCGACCGCACCAUCAAGGAGUACGCGCGGGACAUCUGGCACGUGGAGCCCUCGGACCUGAAGAUCCCCCCUCCCAACGAGCCCCGGGACGCGGGGCAGGACAAGACCCCCAACGGCACCGCGGCGUAGGGACACCGGGGGACGUGUGCGCUGUACAGUUCUCUGCUGUCUGAGUCUCUGUGUUGCUGCUGCUGGCUUUCCCUAGGGGUGGGCACAGGGGGGAGGGGUUUUUAUAACGUAAGUGUCCGUGUGGAAAGCGAAACCACGUCGCCCCGCUGCUUGCGUUAGGUGCUAAAAAUAAAAAAAAAAAAAAAA